AGGUGCAGCCAGCGGCGGCCAGCGGCCAGCGGCCAGCAGCCAACUCAGCUCGUCACACAACGAGAUCCCGAGAACUGGGGCCCACCAUCUUGGCGUGCCCACUAGUCAAGAUCCAGGAACGAGCGGUCCAGGGCAAGCACAAGUUGGGAUACCAUGGCAUGGGAUUGCCCGUGCCCCUGACAAGUCGCCCCGAGUCCUGCAGUACCCCAGCCGUACCGCGGCGGUACGCUCCACGAGUACCUGCUGGCUGCAGCUCUGCUCGCUCCCCACCUGGGCACCACUGGUCCACUGGAAAGCCCCGUGCCGUUGGUCAAGCACCAGCCCAGAGAACGCUCCCUGCCGACCAUCAUCUAUCUCAUCUCGGCCGGGGGCACGGGGAUGAUGAUGUGAACGAGAUGGCGGGUGCGGACUAGCUGCACACCACCCACCCUCUCGCUCACACCCAGGCAAGCCAGGACACCCACACACCCACACGCCCACGCACCCAUACCACCCCGUCAGGCCCGUCCACCGUAGCAGCCCACCGGCCACCAGCUUUACUCUUGUGCCUUCAGCUCCCUCCCGCCGCUGCAGCCAGACACCCACAGCCCGCCAUGCUGCAGCACGCCGACGCCGACGCCAGCGCCAGCGCCAGCGCCUUUUUGACCUGGCUGGCAGGCAGGCUGGGCCUACGCGGUAGGCUUGGGACUUGGACCUCGACCACAACCCGCCCUGCCGCCCUACUACGGCCUCCUCCACCCUUGCCUGCGCCCUCACUGCGCUUUGAACCCUCCGCCCAGCUCCAUCCCUCGACGCCCUUUAAUCAAAGUUGCAACUCGCCUCGUGCUCCGUCGUCAUCUUCUCUCUCUGGGCUUGGGGGCGGAGUGCGCCAGUCUCUGCUGUGUCUGUCUGCGUCUGCUCCAAGAUGAAAGCGUCCUGAAGUCCAUCACAUGGCCCUGGUGCCCUGACCCCAGCCGCAGCCGCAGCCGCAGCCGAUUACUGUACAUACUGUGUGUGCGCUCCGAGGUUUAGGUCCAACUCUAUUCCCCAGUCCAGGUAUGCGAGGACAGCGCAGUGGGUUGCAUGCGCAGUGCAACACCGAGCCGCCAAGUACAAGUUAUGUAUUGCACAGUACUGCACAGGUCAAGAUGACUGGGGCGACUUGGAUGGGGACGAGCAUCCUCGCUCCGAGACUUGGGGGGUCCACCGCCCAGUGGCCCCCCUCCUCCUUCUCCUCCUUGCACCGGCUGUCUUACCCCUGUCCGGCCGACUGGACCCCAGACCGAACCCACUGAGAUUGCCCGCUUCCACAGCCUCAGGGACCCCAGCUUGAGACCCAACGCCACACCCAAUCACAAUCAUGGCCCGGCACACAGCAUCUCCGUAGUAAAGUACUUCUCUCCCGCACCCUCCUCCUGCCUCCUUCACGUCCCUGUCUUGUCAUCCCGCUUGGACGACUUCGGCUGGCCUUGUCUUACCCGUCGUCCUCGAUCCUCGACCCUCACACCUUGUGCUUCUUGUUAUCUUGCGCUGCCUCCAUCUCUCCCCUCGAUUUCUUUUUACCCGACAACGACAGACCUCCUUCUCCCUCUGCUCCUGCUCCUCCUCCUCCUCCUCCUCCUCCUCUCCUGCCACACCGACCCCGGAGAUACCUCUCAAUGCCGUGCUAGGCCGCCAGCGACAGUUGAAUCACACUCUUUUUGCGAACAUUGGUACUUUGCUUGGUGUUUGUGAGGUCGAACAUAUCAGCGGGCCAAGACAUCUCCCACGGGCUCGAAUAAUUCGCCAGCUGCCAUUCCUUCUUACCCGCUUGAUUGUUGCUCGUUCUCUCGUUCCUUGCGCACUCUUGUAAUCACAGGAAUCUCGAGAUAGCAUCUGGUUUUCAAAUAAUACUCGGCAACGUCCGCUCUUUCGCGACAAGCACUGCUCGGUCAUCAACAAUCGUCCAGCCAGCGCACCAGGAUGGGGGACAACAACUUCCAGCAAAUGUUCCAGGAACAAGCGAGUCAUGACUACCACCGACGCGCCUCGUCGAUGAUGGACCCUCGGCAACAGCACUGCAUGGAAUCGGUGGCUGCCAUGCAGCGUUAUCAGAACCCCGUGACGUCGUGGCCACAAGCCCAGGCCCAGCACACCAAUCUGGAGGCCAUGUCGAUGUUGCAGCAAGCCCAGAACAACCAUGGGUUCCCCAUGAUGCUACAAUCCAACGGACAACGAUUCUAUCAGCCCUCCAUGAAAAUGUUUCAUCAGGCACUGCAGCAGACUCAAGGUCCUCAACUCUACCAUGCCACUAUCGCAUGUAGCAAGCGCUUUUCCGAGGAGGAAAAGCAGAAACUCGAGAAAGUCUUCACAGAUGAGACACAGAAGCCGAGCACCAGUCGAAAGCGCCAACUGGCCGAGGAACUAGGCUGCCCUGUCCCGAAAGUCAAUAACUGGUUUCAAAAUCGGAGGGCCAGAGAGAAGCAGGUGCAUAGGGUGCAGGCAUACGAGGCCAGCCAGGCCGCUGAUUCAGCAGCGUCGGAGACUGACGUCGUGGAUGCUCAAGAGGAUGACAACGAACAAGCUACCAGCAGUGAAUUUUACAGCCUGAGCAACCGGAGCCAGCCUAUGCAGCCCUCUUCGGCCCCGUUCUCUGGCGCAGCUGACCUGCCGGAGCAGCAUCUCCCGUCUCCCACCUCUACAAGGGGCCAAGAGAGUGAGGAUUGCACCACCGACUCAUCCGCUGCGAGCCCAGCCGCCGUUUACAGCGCGUCACCGGCGGAUGGUCACAAUAGAGCUUCAGUCACGGACAGCCACGCCGUCAUCUCACAGCCUCAGCAAUUGCCGCCGAAUCAGAUAGACACCUUUUCUGGCACCAACGUCCCCAUGAUCGCGGCGACUUUUGAGGACUCAAACGGUGACUUCUCGUCUUCGCCGGACGCAUACACGGAUGCGCAGGAUCAGAUGUCUUUCCAGUCGCUUAAUGGCCAGUUCGCCCCGGACUUUUCCACCACCGAAAUGCACGGCCUCCCGAUCUUCUCCUCGGACGUUGAACGAUCAGACUCCUUUACAUCAUCAGCAUCGAUCUUGACGCCGAGCACCGCAACCUUCAGUACUGGCAUGACGAGCCACGACCACGCCGGAGACCAAUCAGGUAUAGGAGAAUCAGACUUCUCCAGUAUCGAGACACUGUCCCCAGAUAUGAACUCUGGAGCCUCGCCAUCUGUUGAGCAAUCGGACUCGACUGCUGAUACUGCUUUCACGCAUCCGAGCAUUGCUUCGCGAAGGAAGACCCGGCCACCACAAAGGCUGAACCAGACGGCCCUGCGUAACUAUCCUAAUGGGCCAAAGACGGGGAUCGAGGGCUCUAAGCGAUCUGACAUGUACGGAUCGAUGAGACGGGCUGCGUCAGCCAACGGCCCGCUCUCUGGCAAGAUCUUCAAAUCCGCCCCUCCUGUCUCACCGCUGUCACCUCGAUCUUUCGACCCGAACUUCCUCGAGCAGUUUGCCAGAAACUCAUCGCUAGCUGUCGCAUCCAACACAUUCAAAGACGUCCCCGAGGGAUCUCCCGUCGGCUCGACCUUCGAGACGCAGUACCUAUCAGCAGAUGCUCCUCGGUUCAGUUUCCAGAGAACUUCUGUCUCGAUGAGUAGCCUCAGGGAAACCGCAGCAGCGUCUCCAAGCACGCCGGAUUUCAUGCGCGACGGUGCCUUCACUGGAGUCCAAAAACAGGGCUUCCAGUCCUUCCACCACCCCACCUUCGCGCUGGACACUGGCUACGGGAAUACCUCCUCGUCGGACGAGGCGCUGGCAACUCCCAGCCUGUCUCAAUUUGGGUCGGAGAUCGAGUUCCCCACCUCGCUGUGCGCGCCGAGAUACGUCGAGAGCGAACCAGCCACUCCCGCUGCCAUACAAUCGCAGGCAUUCCCUGCUUUCAAGUUCGACUCGCCGCCACGGGGAGAAGUCUACCCAUGGUCGAGGUCGCCGGACCAGAUCCCGAUGUGGAAGGGGUCGAUCGCGCAGCUCAGCGAGCCCCAUUCUCACAACUUCCAAUUCCAACCCAACAUCACCCCACAAAACUUCCAGUCCCCCGGGCAAGGUUGAGAGCAGCAUAUCAGGGCCGACUCUGGAAAUAGUGUAUUAUUAUAAUGAUCUAAUGAACGGCCUGGCAUUAAUUGGGAUGCCCCCUGUGGACUGGAAUAGCCUCUUUCAUUAUACAUCUAUCAUCUUGUAUCAACAUCACACUUUCUUUUUAUCUGGCAUUGGAUGGAAGCAGACAGCCACAGCGUCCUGGACGAUACCCUGAAAAAAUUGUCUUAAUAACACACACUCCCUUAAUCUAAUAUUGCUGAGAUAAUGUGAACCACGGGGUACGCCUGGCGAGUGGGUCACGAGGAACACGGGGUUCCAGGGUGGAAUGACGCGUUGGCAGGGAGAAAUGAGGCGGCUUGGUAUGAACAAGAGGCGUUGUGAGGGGCUCGGAGGCGACAAGGGAUCCGUGACGGCCCGGGGAUGGGAUAGUUGAUAGCAGAGGUAGCCCAACGAAUAGACACGAGGCUUCUUGUGAUGUGAACAAGGCCAGCAACA
Molecule: messenger RNA, 4545 nt
Organism: Diaporthe batatas
Lineage: Eukaryota; Fungi; Ascomycota; Sordariomycetes; Diaporthales; Diaporthaceae
Exons: 2
Coding region: 1942-4062 (706 amino acids)
Biological process (GO): regulation of transcription by RNA polymerase II
Cellular component (GO): nucleus; RSC-type complex
Molecular function (GO): DNA binding
Source: RefSeq, a predicted model, not a curated record